CCGUCUUCUGCUCGUGGGCUUGGCUCGUGCCUCCUUUCUCGGCAAGAUGGCGGCUCCUAGCUGUGGUGCCCCUGGCCUCUGGGUCCGGGGUUCCUGGCAGCGUCUGGGGAAUCUCUUCACUUUCGUCUCAAAGCCACUUUGUUCCGCUGCUGCUGCCUCUCGGCCCCUGGAUGCCCAGCGAUUAGCGGAGAGGCUUCGAGCCCAGAAACAGGAACAAAAGACGAAGAAGCCGGUGCCCACAAACCCUGUUCAGCGGAGAGUGCAAGAACUACUGCGGUUCACAGAGCAGCUGCAGCGCGUCCACCCCAACGUGCUUGCUAAGGCGCUGAGCCGAGGACUUGUCCACCAGGACAAGGACCUUGUGGUCAUCAAUAAGCCCUACGGUCUCCCUGUGCAUGGUGGCCCUGGGGUCCGGCUCUGCAUCAGUGAUGCACUGCCUGUCCUGGCGAAGAUGCUUCACGGCCACAAGGCAGAGCCCUUGCAUCUGUGCCAUCGGCUGGACAAGGAAACUACAGGCGUAAUGGUGUUGGCUUGGGAAAAAGAAGUGGCGCAUAAAGUCCAAGAGUUGUUUAGAACCCGUCAGGUGACAAAGAAGUACUGGGCCAUCACGAUGCGCGUGCCGGUGCCCUCAGCGGGAGUCGUGGACAUUCCCAUCAUUGAGAAGGAGGUGCAGGGCCAGGAACGACACCACAAGAUGACGCUGUCCCCGAGCUACUGCAUGGACAAUGGGAAGAUAGUGAGGGUGCGGACCAGCAGGAACGCACACCUGGCUGUGACUCAGUACCGGGUGCUGAGCAGCACCCUCUCCUCCGCCCUCGUGGAGCUCCAGCCUGUUACCGGAAUAAAGCAUCAGCUUCGAGUUCACCUGUCUUUCGGGUUGGAUUGCCCAGUCCUUGGUGAUCACAAGUACUCGGACUGGAACAGGCUGGCCCCCCAGAAGCUGUCUGCCUGCAUCCUGAAGAAGAUGGGGCUGCCGCAGUCCAAGGCCCGCCACAUCCCCCUUCACCUGCAUGCCUGCCAGCUGACUCUGCCUGCCCUGCAGCCCGGGAAGGAGGAACUCAACUUGGUCUGCAAGCCUCCUCGAUACUUUGUCCAUUCCCUGCGCCGUCUGGGCUUAAAGAUGCCGAGUCGGGAUCAAAAUGGGGACGAGGAAGCCACACACUCAGGAGCACAGUGAAGACAGUUGGGCAGUUUGCCCUGAAUUCUUCUCUCUGUUUAAGGGACUCUGCUAACUUCUCACUUGGGACAGACUCCAGAAGAGCCAGGCCUGAUGAGUUGAAGAAACAGCUGCUUCAGGGCUCUUACUGGGGACUAGUGUCUGUUUCUCGACACUUUGGCCACAUGCUGGAAAAGCCAGCAGGCAGUCUGUCUGCUUCAGCGUGGAAGAGAGCCCAAGACCAGGAGAACUAAAGCACAGAAUCUGUGAUCAGGAACUGUUUUUACCCAACAAUAAAGCUCUUGGUCUGUCAGGAAAGUUCCUGUGGUUGGAGAGAACAUAAUGGUUGUCUAGCUCACAGAGAUUCAGAAGCAGCUUCUGCUGUCCUCAUGGAGCUGCAGGAUCUAUCAGCAAAGCCUUCCUGCUUUAUUUGUUCAGUCUCAGAUUUUGUAGCCAGCGAUCAUAGACUACAAGGAUUCUCUUCAGCCUCAGCUCGCGCCCCUUACUGUGCAAGUGACCAUGGGGCCUGCAAAGGGCUGUUCAGUGAGCAAGCAAAGCAGGUGUAAAUGGCAGGCAGGUAACAAAAACGAGUGGAGCAAGCAGGGUGUAAGGCCGUGGUGCGGAGCACCCACAUGUCUAAAGAGGGCAGUUGUUAGCUCCAGCUGAGAGUUGCUCUGUGGGAACAGGUUUUCUAACUUUAUUUAUUUAUUUAUUUAUUUAUUUAUCUCUCUCUCUCUCUCUCUCUCUCUCUCUCUCUCUCUCUCUCUCUCUCUCUCUACCAGGUCUUAGUUGCGGCACACGGGAUCUUUGUUAUGGCAUGCAGGAUCUUUAGCUGUGGCAUGCGAACUCUUAGUUGCGGCAUGUGGGAUCUAGUUCCCUGACCAGGGAUCAAAUCCGGGCCCACUGCAUUGGGAGUGCAGAGUCUUAACCACUGGACCACCAGGGAAAUCCUAACUUUUUUCAGAGAGUCAGGAAACCCAGAUAUUUAUGUGAAAUCUCCCAGUAUAUUGCUAACUAAAUCAAAAUUUUUAAAAAAACACUUGGAUAGCCAAGCAGAACAUAUUUGUAGGUUGGAUUUGGUCUGCAGGCUGCCUGUUUGCAAUCUAAAGAAUGGUGUAGAAGUUUGGGGAAAGGGAUCAUCUUGAAAGUUCUGGAUCAGUAGUUGGCAUUUUAGCUCCAUGUAGCAUCUGUCCUUUCUAGACUAGGGGAUGGCUUUGAUUAAUCUGUAAAUAUGUGGUUGUGAGGGGGCUGCCGGUUUUUUGAAUCUCCUUUGUUUUGGAAGCAAGCCUGUCCUUGGGUCUCAGGAGGGAGAUGCAGAGCCGAGCACCCCGCGGGAGGGAGUUAUCAGCCAUCCCACUCAGUUGUCCAGCUGGCUCCCAUCUUAUUUCUUGCAACAGUACCAUCUUGCAAACAAGUACACCUCACGUUACUUUGGCUGAGCUGAGAAAACUCAGAGUGACAGCACAGCUGGGGAGAAGCCCCAAGAACAGUCGUUAGGUGUUCUCUCUGUGUAGAUAAUACAACUUUCUAAAAACCCACUUUCCUAUUUCCAUGAUGCCUGUUACCAUGCACGAUGGAUUGAACUUUAAAAGUCCAGAUGAAAUAACUGUCCAGUAAGUCCCCACCAUACGAACGAGUUCCAUUCUGAGAGUAUGUUUGUAAGUCCAAUUUGUUCGUAAGUCCAACAGAGUUAGCCUAGGUACCCAACUGACACAAUCGGCUAUAUAGUACUGUACUGUAAUAGGUUUAUAACACUUUUCACACAAUGUAUUAAAAGCAAAAAAUAAAACAUUUUUAAUCUUACAGUACAGUACAACAGCUGGCAUCCAGGGGCUGGCAUCGAGUGAACAGGCAAGAAGAGUUACUGACUGGAGGAGGGAGAGGAGGUGGGAGACGGUAGAGGUGAAGGAUUGUCAGCAAUAGGAGAUGGAGGGCAAGCUGCAGUACCAGCUAUAUCACCACUGCUUUUACGCUUGCUUCUGGACAUCUUGAGCUUGAAAUAAAGAUACUGUACUACUGUACUUUAUACAUUACUAUACAGUGAAGUACACAGAAGCACAACCACUUACAGAGGAUGCAGGCAUGUGACAAUGUACGCCAGACAUGUGAACUAACGUGAUUGGACAUGCAAAUGCACGUUCGCAUCUUUGAAAGUUCGCAACUUGAAGGUUUGUAUGUAGGGGACUUACUGUAUUUGUUUCUGUAAGGCCUAAAAAUGUUGGCUGUUUGUUGUUUCUAUUUCUAGUAAACCAUGCUCCUCGAGAUAAAGGUACAAGAACGUGACACUUAGAAAAUACUGAUAAUUGACUUUGAAUUGGGGAGGCAAUUGAAGAAGACCCCUGGUUUUGUGAGUGUUUGGAGAAACCCCAGGAACCUGGGAACCGCCCCCAAAGGGACCAGGCAGUCCAGAUGUAGGGCAGCCCGGGCUGCAGGCGUCUGGCUGGAAGAGGUGGGUCAGCACCAGCCUGCAGCGGUCUGCUGGCGACAUUCCCGACUGCUGGGCGGCUAGGGCAGGGCGCGGAGUGUAACGGUGCUCUUCCCUUUCCUGUCUGUGUUUUCCUAGUCUUGCUGGGUGUAGCAGUUAUCCAGGAUAAUCUAAGAGAACUUCUAUGCCAGGUUGGCGUGGCCUGGGAGGUGGGCUACAUCCAAGGGAGGCUGGAGCGUGCCUAAAAUGAAAUAUUGGUUAGAGCCAGUGAAAAGGUUGGAUUUGGU
Balaenoptera acutorostrata (minke whale) is the source of this 3868-nucleotide messenger RNA. It is a transcript of the gene RPUSD4, whose product is annotated as RNA pseudouridine synthase D4. The record is from RefSeq and is a predicted model, not a curated record. Gene Ontology annotation, biological process: pseudouridine synthesis. NCBI's taxonomy places the organism in Eukaryota, Metazoa, Chordata, Mammalia, Artiodactyla, Balaenopteridae. Gene Ontology annotation, molecular function: RNA binding; pseudouridine synthase activity. The transcript has 7 exons. The coding region runs from base 47 to 1177 and encodes 376 amino acids.